AAAAAGUCCCUCCUACUCUAUGAUAUUGAGCGGCUUCAUCGUCACUCAUAUCUCGUUUUUUGUUUAACUCUUAAUUCAAUAAUAACAAUAUAUAUAUACGUGUUUAAUAUAAUUGUGUGAUAAUAAUAAAUCAGUUAAAUUAAAUUGAUAUUUAUAUUUCUGAAUUCUUAUAAUAUUUUACUGAGAUGUCUUUCAACAGGCAAUAUCGAACGCGUAAUUCCACUGGUCGCUACAAUACGCCGGGACAGUUCGUGUCUGCUGGAGAGAAUUACCAAGCCCAUGCCCCGACACUGGCCCGAUGUAGUCGAUGGCUUCCCUCUGACAGUGCUUGCACCCUGACAACCUGCCAACCAGCAUUGCCAUAGACUUGAGCAUGGUACUUUGCUCCAUAGUCUAUUACAAUGAAUGGUUCUCACCAAUAAGAUUGCCUAAGAAGUCUAGCCUUGCUUAAGAAAGCCUUGGCUAAGAAGGCUAUUUUUUCAUAAUUGGGCACAAUUACGUCAAGGUUGCAGUGUGUUAGCCUCUCAGAGGGCAGUGAUAAUGGGUCGAGAAAUCAUUAUGGUCACGAGACUGAUAGGUAUCGUGCACAUACGGGGUUCUCUAGACUUAAGUAGACUGUAGGCUGCCUCAAGAUUCCUCACAUGACUGUCCUCUGGAAUUGUAACUGAAAUUACUUAGAAGGUACUUGUAACUGAAAUACAUGGUAUGUGAGUAAACACUGAAGGUGCAAUUUCAUUGGGUAAAGUCAUGAUAGGAAUAUGGAGGGAGAUGGGUGAUGUGUGCGUACCCUCACAGUGUGAAAGAGAUGACAGUUACAUGCAACACUUCAUAAAUGGCUAGCAUGAGUGGAAGAGGUUAGCUGCAAGUGUACGUUGCAGCUGUGAGUGUGUGUGAUGAAUGUUUGUGAGUGAGAGGUGUGGCACAUGGCUCACGCAGCUGACUGAGGCCAGCUGGUCGGGCGCGGCGCUGUGGCCGGCGGCGACGGCGCGCUACGGAACACGUCGCCUGCACCAAUGAGGCUGUUGGUCAACAGCCGCAGCAGUUUGGUAAUAUGCAGCAGUAUGGGCAGCAGCAGCAGCAGCAGUCGAAGCUGCCUCCGCCUCCAAUACCACAGCAGCAGUUCAGCCAGGCGCCGCAGCAGCCGCCUCUACCGCAGCAGCCGCCUCCGGCUGAACAGCAGCAGCAGGACUAUGAAUCUAAUUUGGAAUCUGAUAAUGCUGAAAUUGAAAUGAAACCAGAGAUUGGAGAUAUGGAGGAUUCCAAUUCAGAUGGAGCAACUCGUCCGCACUGGAUGAAACCAAGAAUACCCGGCCUAAGAAAGAUCACAAAGAGGGAGAGGCGCCGCCGGCAGAACGAGCAUCUCCGCCGCCUGCUCGUGCCCAAGAACGCGCUUAUGGUGCUCAACGAGAUGAUGCUGCAGGAACAGAUGAACAAUGGGGCAAAGGAGCACGCGGCUCACCUGAUGCAAUUUAAAGUGGAGCCAGCAGACAACAAUCCAUACUUUAAAUCACAAAACAAACAAAAUUUCUGUGCUGACUUGACACUGGAAGGGCAGACUUACAAGGGUUAUGGCGAGAACAAGAUGAUGGCCCGCAACGCGGCCGCCGAGCAGGCGAUCAGGGACCUCAUCAUCAAACGCUUGGCAAAAGCGUGCAACGACACUAACAGUGAAGGUAAUGGCUCCCAGAACGGCGACGAGGAGGAGACGCUGCCGAUGAUCCAGAUCGCGUCGUUCGCGCUGCACAAGCUGUUCCUCGAGUGGGAGUACGCGGGACACAAGGUGCCGCAGCUGCGCCCGCCCUCCAUUUCGGUGUCGGAGCCCGAGCCGGAAACGGAAGCGUCGCGCGCGGCGGGGGCGGCGGCGGCGGUGAAGCCGCCGAAGGUGCUGCCGCUGAACGCCGCCGCCAUGCACCCGUGCAUGCUGCUCACCUACAUGCGGCCGCAUCUCGAGUACCGCGAGCUCGCCGUCGAGGGCGACCGCCCGCAGAACAUGCUCUUCACGCUCGGCGUCGACAUCGACGGCGCCACCUACGUCGGCAAAGCGUCGAACAAGAAGGAGGCGCGCAAGGCGGCGGCGCGGGCGGCGUGCCAGGCGCUGUUCAACGUCAAGUUCGACGACGCGCCCACCGCCAACACGCCCGUCGCCGCGCCGCCGCCGCCGCAGUAGGCCUGCACCGGCCCUCGCACCGCUAGGGUUGCCGAUUGCACGCUAAUAUCUGUCUUAUCCUUCCUUUUACCAUACCAGUGACCAUAGUUCCGGACAUUAAUACUUGCCUUGUUAGCCUUGUAUUUGUUCGGCUGGGACGGUACGCAAGAAUCGACCUCCGGAACAUUCUACAUCAAUCGAUCACAAUCUGUAUUUAUAAAAUUGAAUAUUAGUUUGGCAAUUUAAAUUAUGAUGGUCACCGUAAAAUUUGGUACAUUAUUAUGUAUUUUUUUCAUGGAAGAAAUGUCCACUUUAAAUCAUUGAACAGUAACAUCAUGAUAAUUUGUAUAACUAUAUAUAAUAGGGAAUACCGUCUUGCUGUUUACAUUGUUGUAAUUUAUCAUUAAUUUACAAAUUACAUACAAAUCAUCCAAUUUUAUAUAUACAGAUGAGAGGAUUUAUACGUACAGUACAAAUGAGUGGGCUGUGCUCUUAUUAAUUCUGGAGGAGUUUUGUGACCUGUCUCUCUAGACAAGUGGCAAGGUAACUCGACGAUGGACUCGACAUCGCUAGCGAGUCCGUGAGAUAGAAUGAGAUAGCAACGCCGUAUGUUUCAUUCCAACUUACGGACUCGCUAGCGAUGUCGAUUCCAUCGACGAAUUCGCUUGCCACUUGACUAGAGAGUAUGUUCAGUCUUCUACAAAAAAUUCGUUAAUACUUGGACUUAAUACGUCGAGGUUUAUACCAAACCUAAAGAUAAUAUGUAGAGUAAAUUUGCCUUUAUUACAACAGCUGAGGUAACAGAGAAAUACUUAAUUCCAUAUUUAAAUCGUGGAUGUGAUGUUUCCACAGAUUGUAUACAGUAAUCAUUCAUUCGUGUCGGGCAUCAAUUAUUUGUGCGUUUCGUUUCAUCAGAAAACUGUUUUUUUUUUUAAAUUUAUUACUUUAAAACAAUGUUUAUAAAAUUGAAAUACGUUUUGUAUAUAAUAUUUAAUUUCUCGUCAUUACUAUUUAAGUAGUUCUGACAUAUUUUGACAUUUUAAUACAUAUUUUUUGCAAUUGCUAUUUAUCGCUAUUUCGUAGCAGUUGUAUCAUGAAACGGAAUGUAAGUUCGAUUUUUUUUUUUUAUAAAAUUAUUACACAAACUAAUUAAUAAGUCAGAACUUAUAAAUUAGAUAAAAAUCUUAAAAAAAACUGUUUGUAAUUACUCCUCUUCAUCCAAAGGUUGUCUGGGAGAGAUCGCUUUUAGCGAUAAGGUCGCCCAUUGUUGUCUCAUUGUGAUUAUUUCUUGUAAUUAUUUAUAUAAUAAGUUUACUAUUGUAAUCUUUUGGAGGAAACAAUAAAGAGUAUCUAUCUAUCUAUCUAUGGAUAAUAUUUUAAAUACGAAAGAAUAUAAAAAUAAUAAUUUCUCGUCUUAUUACAAGAGUGAUCAUAACCUCAAAAAUGAAUAUUUGGUCUUAAACCACUGUAGGACUAAGUAUUUUGGAGGUUUAUCUUUAGAUCGUCUACGGUUCAUUGAUAAACUUCGUUUUGUAAUAGGGAUCGAUUUAGUCUGUGGUUUAUUACAUCUUUAUUUUGCGUUUUGUAAUAAGGUAGAUUAAGUGUAGCAAUAUUAGCAAUAAUCUGGUGUGAUCACAUUUCCAUAUGUAUUUGUAAUAUUGUCUAAGCAUGACUGUACACAUUGAGAAGGGUUUGGUCACUCUACUUACAUCGAGAACUUGCUAGAGAGACGAAUCAUUCGGAUGCUAAAAUAGAUUUUAGAUUUGAACUUUGACACUUUACGAAGGAAACAAUAACACAUGGUUGUUGUUAUUUUUUUAUGUCGGUAACCCUAUUUAUAUUAUAAAGAAGACUAUUCUACAAUCACAGUUUGUACUGUUGUCUUGUCCUGUAUGACAAUACAUACACACUUGUACAUUUUGCUUAAGUUAACAAUGACUACGUAAUGUUUUUAUUUUUAUUUAUAAUUAUCCAAUAUAGAGUAAUAUUAUGAUUGCAGUAUAUAAUAUAAGGUCCAUUAUAUUUCGUCUAUGAUUAUUUACAUAAGUGUAUAAUGUAUUAAUUCUCCAUACCUAUCUAUAAGAUUAUUUUCGACAUAAUAAUUUAGUAAUUGUAUUGUUUAAUGAUUAAAGUACCAUACGGUAUUGAAAAGUAUACAA
This is a messenger RNA of Galleria mellonella (greater wax moth), 4305 nucleotides long. RefSeq lists its product as uncharacterized. The transcript is spliced from 12 exons. Bases 1052 to 2167 code for a protein of 371 amino acids. Gene Ontology annotation, cellular component: cytoplasm; nucleolus. Gene Ontology annotation, biological process: RNA processing; adenosine to inosine editing. NCBI's taxonomy places the organism in Eukaryota, Metazoa, Arthropoda, Insecta, Lepidoptera, Pyralidae. Gene Ontology annotation, molecular function: double-stranded RNA binding; tRNA-specific adenosine deaminase activity; double-stranded RNA adenosine deaminase activity. The record is from RefSeq and is a predicted model, not a curated record.